Molecule: messenger RNA, 849 nt
Organism: Rotaria socialis
Lineage: Eukaryota; Metazoa; Rotifera; Eurotatoria; Philodinida; Philodinidae
Source: the annotation of a GenBank genome assembly
AUGAAUAGUCUACUUCUAGGUUAUAGAGUUUUUGGAAGUAUUAUACCAUCGUUAAUAACAAUCGGAAGUAAUAUAAUAUCUGUAUGUCGUGUACGUGAAUUAAACCGGUUAACAUCAAUUUACAUAUUGCCGUGUCGUCGUCGUACAGAUGAUACACGUCGCAUAUUAAUUGUUAUCACAGUUGAAUGUUUGCUUGCCAUACUCAAUUCAUGGUUUAGUAAUAUGGUACUUUCAUUAGUUUAUUGUCAAAGAAAUCUAUUAGCAGGUGACGAUUGUCCUGCGUACUUACAACAAAAUUAUGAUUUAUUGGUCAUGUUUGAUAUGUUUAAUUCCGUUUCAAAUAUAAUUUUACAUUGUUUAUGUGGUAAACGUUUUCGUAAUGAACUUCGACGCAUGUUGAAAUUAUUUUUAAAUUUGAUCAAACAAUGUUUUCAUCGUGUAUGGUGUUGUUAUUUUCAAAUCGAUUGUCGAAAACUACGUAACGAACAAAACAUUGCCUUCAAUGCAUCUAUCGCACAACAUGAUAGUUCAAAUAGUUCAGGAACUGCAACUCAUAAUCAUGUUUAUUUACAAAUUCAAACAUCUCGAACACCAAGUAGAAGAAAUUGUUGUGAUUUUCGAUGGUAUUUUAAUCGAAGACCAUUAGUUCCAUCUCAAAAAUGUGUAACGACAAUAUCAAAAGAUUGUUUACCAAAAGAUGACACCCCUUAUGUUGUUCAAUAUCAAUCAUUAACACAGCGGACUAAUAUAGCAAAGCAAAGUCAAGUUCGUUCUAUGAGACUCUAUUAUCCACCGCAACAAACAAUAACAUCGUUAUCAAAUAAAAAUCACUGUUUAAAUGCGCCUUAA